GGCCUCCCUAGUGUCGUUAUCAAUUUAUUAUCAUUACCGUCCAGAGGUAAAGCAAUCUGCUUUGAGUAUUUGAGUAAAAAGAUUAAAUUAAAUUAAAUUAUAAAACUAUAGAAUGAAAAACAACCGACCGGAAAAUAAAACACUGCCCAACUCAUGUUCACAAUAAGUAAAUACGUCAAGUAACUUAGAACUACGUGAACUUGGGGUGUCAAUAAAUCAAAAAACGCCGCAAUUGAAGUGACGUAGAAUAUUCUGUAUCAAUAUUGUAGUGUCUUCACCGUGCCCGAAAAAUGAAAAUCGAUUCGGACUUUUUGCCUGAAAAACAAUGCGUUGUUAUCGAUAUUGGAACCAAGUAUACUAAGUGAGCGAAUUGAGUUGAAAUUAUUGUGCCUUCGAAUUUAAUUAGACCCUUACAGUAUAUUAAAUUCGAUUUGUUGACAUUGGUUAAUAAACAAAAAUAGUAAAUCAUUUUUUUCCAUCAAUAAAUAAUUAUCUUCAAAUUUCCUUUAUUAUAUACAAUUCAAAGUUACUGAAUUUAAUAUUAUAUACCAAACAGUAUUUAAUCAUAUAAAUAAAUAAUAUUUACACCAUACCCUUAUCAGUAAUAUUUGCCUUCUAUUUAUAUUUCACUUUUACAAAGGCAUUCCACAUUUCCAUAACUUCGACUGGUUGAGUUUAAGGGCAAAGAAAUCUAUAAUAUAUUUCAUAAAGAAAAAUAUUUUAUAUGAAUCUUACAAAUGACUUUUAAAAUAUUUUCUUUUUUGAAUAGGUUAUUAAUUAUUAAAAUGAAGAUAAAAUUAACACUCAUUUCUUGAUAAAAAAUUAAAAUAUCAAAAAAAUCAUUCCUAGAAUUCAUAGUAAAUACGCUUUCUUUUUUAUUUAUAUAUAAAUUGUAUAAUAGGUCUUUGACCUAAAUUUAGCCAAGUUAUAUUUGUAAAAAUGCUAAAUGCCUUUGUUGCUUUAUUGAGACUGAAAAAUAUUAAUGGCAAGGCCCUUUAGCUGCAUAAAAUAUUUAAUUUGGAAUUGAUAUUUCAUCAAUAAGUGUAUUAUAAGUAAUUGAACAAAAUUAGUGUAAGAAUCUUUAUAUUUUAAAUUUUAUAUAACUUUUAGAUUUGGAUUUGCUACUGAACAUUCCCCCAGAUGUAUUAUACGGACAUUUUGUGAAAUAGACGGUAUACCUAUUCCUGAUAUAUAUAAAUAUAACAAUGUUCAGAAACUCACAUUAGCACUAUCAAAUUUCAUGCAUUUAUUAUUUUACAAGUAAAGUACAUUGCAAAGUUCACUAUUGAUAUAUAGUACAAAAAACUAAAUAACACAAUAUAAUGUUGUUUUUAGACAUGCUCUUGUUGCACCCAAAGACAAAAAAGUAAUAAUUGUUGAAUCCUUGUUGUCACCAACAAAAUUCAAAGAAAUACUUGCCAAAGUGUUGUUCAUAACUUAUGAAGUAAGGUUUUUAUAUCCAUUACAAAAAGCUUCUAUUUUUAAUGAUAAUAAUAUAUUUAGAUCGCAUCUCUUUGUUUUGUGCCUUCACACUGUGCUUCCUUAUUUACACUUGGUAUUUCUACGGCAUUAGUACUUGAUGUUGGUUACAAAGAAGCUGUUCUUAUACCAGUUUGCGAAGGAGUACCUGUUUUACGGUUAUGGCAAGCAAUGCCAUUGGCUGGAGAAAUCGUAGAGGAACAAAUUAAAACACGAGUUGAUAUAGGUCAAUUAACACUAAAUCAAUCAGUAGACGUUAUAGCUGAAGACAUAAAAGGUACCUAACUAUUAAUAAAUAAAGCAUCAAUGUUAUACAAAUUUAUUAACUAUUUUUGAAAAUUGUAUUCAGCCAGAACCUGUUUUGUUACUCUAAGAAAACGUGCCAAAAUUCUAGCAACAGGUCAAAGUAUAGAACCAAAAACUACCAAUGUUGAAUAUCAUAUAGAUGGAGAGAGAUCUGUUUCUAUAUUGGGCGAUGUGAGAGAAACUGUUUAUGAUGUAUUAUUCGAAGAAAAUAUAGAUGAAAUGUCUUUGACAACAAUGAUACUUGAAACAUUAAAUAAUGUUGGUGAAUUGUAUUUUUUUUUUUUUUUUUUUUUACAAAUAUUUUAAAUUUUGUUAAUUUACAGAGUAAUGUAGACAUUCGAUUAAAACUCGCUGAAAAUAUUGUCCUUAUUGGUGGUACAGUGAUGGCGAAAGGUUUCAUGGCAAGAUUAAAAGAAGAAUUGUUGGAAAAAUUAAAAUCUUCAAAGUAUAGUAAAUUGAAAAUCACAAAAUUCAAAUUUCAUGUAUCACCUGUUUAUGAAAAUUAUAUCUCUUGGCUCGGAGGUAAGUAUAAUCCAGUGUUUCUCAGCCUUUUUACUGUCGUUGCCCUCUAAAUGAAUAUUUAACUUUUUAGCGACCCCCAAAAGGGCCGCACUACCCAGGUUAAGGAAUUCUGGUAUAAUCUAUUUUAUUUUGUACACUAUUAAUGUUCGCCUGAUUGUUGGUUUUUUUUUUUUUAGGGUCAAUAUUUGGCAGUACAAAUAAUUUGAAUAUCCUUUCACAGACAAGGGAAAAUUACAUAAAUGAAAACUAUGUUCCAGACUGGCCCACAACUUUUACAAGAAAAAAAAUUGAAUAAAUAACAGUUUUAAAUCCGGGCACCUUUUUCUAUAUUAUGUACAUUUUAAUAAUUUUGUUUUUGUUAUAAAUAAAUAAUUCCGUAACCAUUAUUGUUUUACAAAUAUUAUAUGCUAAAAAACUUUGAGGUAGUAACACAAAUUAAAAUAAACUAAAUAAUGCACAAUUGUUUUUGGAAUGAACUUAGCAUUGAAAGAUCUUGAAUAGUUGAGACUGAUGAAUUGCAAUCUCGAGACUGGGUUGGUAACCCCCAAACCUCAUAUUUUAUCACUAGUGAGAAAAAAAAAUUGUGCCCGGAAUACAGCAACAGAUUCAGAGCUUACAAUCGGUUGGGGGUAACACAUGUCAUGCGUUACAAACGGCCAUAGCUUCUUCUUUUUCUUCAAGCAGUUCUUUAGCUGUUAAAUCUAAUUUACUCUUUGCAAAGUCAGUGAUUUUCAAACCCUAUAAAAUUUAAUUAAUGAAUAAAGUUAAAUUAAAAAAAGGAAAAAUAAACAGUUUUUUUUUUUUGUCAUACCUCUACAAUUUUCCAUUGUUUUUUCGAAAUGGAUACUGGCAUAGAGAAAAUUAAAUCUUUUGGCACACCAUAUGAACCAUCAGAUAAAACUCCCAUUGAAACCCAAGUACCUUCUGGUGUACCUAACCACCAAUCGUGCAUGUGAUCAACGGCUGCUUUGGCAGCCGACAUAGCUGAUGACAUUUUUCUUGCUUGAAUAACAGCUGCUCCUCUAGUUUGAAUAGUCUAAAAAUACAAAUUAUUUAAAUCACACUAAAUAUUUUAACAAAAGUCAAAUUUAAAUUUAAAAAUAUUUAAUUUAUCAAUAAAUUAGCAGCCUUUACCUUAAUAAAAUCAUUUUCAAGCCAUUCUGAAUCAUUGAUACUAGAGUAUACACCAUUUGACUUGCCAGAUAAUUCAACUUUUGCAUUAUAUACGUCAGGGAAUUGAGUUGAUGAGUGAUUGCCCCAAAUUGUAACAUUCUUUACACUACUUACACACGUGUUAAGACGUUUAGCAAUGGCUGAUUGGGCUCUGUAAUUCAUAUUUUUAAACCAAAAUUUAUAUUGUAAAAAAUUUAAGACUAUGAUUAUACAAGUUAUACCUAUUUUGAUCAAGUCUGGUCAUGGCGGUGAAAUUUUCUUUAGGUAUGGAAGGGGCAUAGAAAGAGCAUAUUAAAGCAUUAGUGUUGGCUGGAUUUCCAACCACUAAAACUUUAACGUCUUUCUUUGCGUACUUGUCUAAAGCUUCACCUUGCACUUUAAAUAUCUUGACAUUAGCGGACAGUAAGUCUUUUCUUUCCAUACCUUCUCUCCUUGGCAUUGCACCAACCAAGAAAGCAGCAUCGACAUCUUUAAAAGCAACUUCUGGUUCAAUUGUUUUCACAUAACCUGAAUAACAAUUUUACAACAUUAGAAUAAUAAUAAUAAAAACAAUUAGCUAUCUAUGAACAAUAUCAUAUUUUAAUUAUGUAAAAUCGUCUAACCUUUAACAAGGGGUAAAGCUAGAUCAUCAAUUUCCAUGCAUACUCCUUCAAGAACUCCCAUUGCAGGGAGAAUAUCUAAAAGAUGUAAAAUUACUGAUUGUUCCUUUCCAAAUACAUCACCAUUAGCGAUCAUGGAGAUCAGAGAGUAGGCUAUUUGACCCGCAGCACCAGUUACAACCACACGGAUCGGUUCAUCAUUGUUGAUC
This is a messenger RNA of Cinara cedri, 4288 nucleotides long. The record is from the annotation of a GenBank genome assembly. NCBI's taxonomy places the organism in Eukaryota, Metazoa, Arthropoda, Insecta, Hemiptera, Aphididae.